Molecule: messenger RNA, 2644 nt
Organism: Bombina bombina (fire-bellied toad)
Lineage: Eukaryota; Metazoa; Chordata; Amphibia; Anura; Bombinatoridae
Gene: IFT88
Product: intraflagellar transport 88
Exons: 25
Coding region: 40-2511 (823 amino acids)
Biological process (GO): non-motile cilium assembly; inner ear receptor cell stereocilium organization; kidney development
Cellular component (GO): centriole; ciliary basal body; non-motile cilium
Molecular function (GO): kinesin binding
Source: RefSeq, a predicted model, not a curated record
UUGGAGCUGUCGUUAAUAUCAACAAAUUAUACUGCAACCAUGAUGCAACAUGUCCGCCUGGUACCUGAGGAAGACGAGGAUGAUCUUUAUUCGGGAUACAAUGAUUACAAUCCUACAUAUGACACUGAGGACUUGGAGAAUGAUGUAGCUUUUCAGCAGGCACUCAGAACUAGUCAUGGACGAAGGCCUCCAAUUACUGCAAAGCAUCCUGGGACAGCAGCUGCGCGCCCGCUGGGCACUGCCUUUGGUCCUAGAGUGAAUCUGUCAUCAUCCAUGGGAAGACCUAUGACUGGAGCCGUGCAGGAUGGUGUAGCUCGACCUAUGACAGCGGUGCAUGCAGCUGGUUACACAAAGGCUGCAUUCAAAGGUUCUGCAUUUGAUCCCCUUGGUCAGUCACGUGGUCCUGCUCCUCCUCUGGAAGCCAAAAAUGAAGAGACUCCAGAAGAAAAAAUAAGGCAACUGGAGAAAAAAAUUAAUGAACUGAUUGAAGAAAGCUGCAUUGCCAACAGCCGUGGUGACUUAAAACUGGCCCUUGAAAAAGCAAAAGAAGCUGGAAGGAAAGAGAGAGCCUUAGUACGACAGCGUGAGCAGUCCAUCUCUCCGGAGAAUAUUAAUUUAGACCUUACUUAUUCAGUGCUGUUCAAUUUGGCGAGCCAGUACUCUGCAAAUGAAAUGUAUGCUGAAGCCCUGAAUACCUAUCAAGUUAUUGUGAAAAACAAAAUGUUUAGUCAUGCAGGCCGUCUAAAAGUUAAUAUGGCAAACAUUUAUUUGAAGCAAAGAAAUUACUCAAAAGCAAUUAAAUUUUAUCGUAUGGCCCUUGAUCAGAUUCCUGGGGCCCACAAGGAGAUGAGGAUCAAAAUAAUGCAGAAUAUUGGGGUUGCAUUCAUUAAGACUGGUCAAUAUACUGAUGCUAUUACCUCUUUUGAACACAUAAUGAGUGAAUCUCCAAGUCUAACAUCUGGUUUCAACUUGAUCCUCUGCUAUUUUGCUAUUGGAGAUCGAGACCGAAUGAAAAAAGCCUUCCAAAAACUAAUAGCUGUACCUCUGGCAAUUGAUGAUGAAGACAAAUAUAUUUCACCAAAUGAUGAUCCACACACAAAUUUAGUUAUAGAAGCUAUUAAAAAUGACAGCCUACAUCAAAUGGAGCGAGAAAGGAAAGCUCUGGCAGAAAAAUACAUCAUGACAGCUGCAAAGUUGAUAGCUCCUUCAAUUGAAACUUCAUUUGCUGUUGGAUAUGACUGGUGUGUCGAAAUGGUAAAAUCAUCACUAUAUGUGGAAUUGGCAAACGAUUUAGAAAUAAACAAAGCAAUCACUUAUUUAAGGCAGAAGGACUUUAAUCAGGCCGUAGAGACCUUAAAAAUGUUUGAGAAAAAGGACAGCAGAGUGAAAAGUGCAGCUGCGACCAACCUAUCAUUCCUUUUUUUCUUGGAGAAAGACGUUGCACAAGCAGACCAUUAUGCAGACUUAGCUGUAUCGUCUGAUCGGUACAAUCCAUCAGCGCUAACAAAUAAAGGGAAUGCUGUGUUUGUUAAUGGUGAUUAUGAAAAAGCAGCUGAAUACUACAGAGAAGCUCUGAGAAAUGAUUCUUCUUGCACAGAGGCACUGUAUAAUCUUGGUUUGACUUACAAGAAAUUAAACCGCCUGGAAGAAGCUUUGGAUUGUUUCCAUAAACUGCAUGCAAUUCUCAGAAAUAGCGCUCAAGUUCUAAGUCAGAUUUCAAGCUUGUAUGAGAUGCUUGAGGAUCCGAAUCAGGCAUUGGAGUGGCUCAUGCAACUUAUUAGUGUUGUUCCUACAGAUUCACACGCAUUAGCCAAACUUGGAGAGUUGUACGAUAUUGAAGGUGACAAAUCUCAAGCCUUCCAAUAUUAUUAUGAGUCAUAUCGCUAUUUUCCUUCAAAUAUUGAAGUUAUUGAGUGGCUUGGAGCAUACUACAUUGAUAACCAGUUAUUUGAAAAAGCCAUUCAGUACUUUGAAAGAGCAGCGCUUAUUCAACCUACUCAAUUUAAAUGGCAGUUGAUGGUUGCUAGCUGUUACAGGAAGAGCGGUAACUACCACAAAGCUCUUAAAACCUACAAAGAUAUUCACAGGAAGUUUCCCGAUAAUGUGGAAUGUUUGCGUUUCUUGGUGCGGCUCUGUACUGAUACUGGAUUAAAAGAAGUUCAAGAAUAUGCUACCAAACUUAAGAAAGCAGAAAAAAUGAAAGAAUUAAGAGAACAGCGUGUAAGGUCCGGCAGAGAUGGCAGUGGCCGCAGUCGAAGAGAGGGGAGUGCAAGCAGUGAUAGUGGGCAGAGCAGUGGAACCAGUGCAAAAGGAGAGCGUCUAAGUGCAAAACUGCGAACACUGCCUGGAACAAAUGACCCAUAUGAAACUAGCGGCAACAAAGAUAUAGAUGCAUCAUAUGUUGAUCCACUUGGCCCACAAAUGGAAAGACCUAAAACUGCAGCAAAGAAAAGAAAUGAAGAAGAUGAAUUUGCAGAUGAAGAAUUAGGAGACGAUUUACUCCCUGAAUGAUGUAUUCACAGUAUUUAAUAUUUUUUAUAUAUUACUCAGUUUGUAAUUUAAAUAUUUUUUUAUUCUACUUUAAAAAUUAUUAUUUCAGGCACUUGUGAUCCCAAUACAAAUAAAAUACAUUCCAGACAUCUGA